ACUCUCAUCUGGUCGAAGCGACAAUGGAAUCCAUAACAUCGUACGACCAUGCGAUCGUCCACCAUUGACCACGUCGACCUCAAGCUUCCCAUCAGGGCCGUGACCUGCGAUAUGCCUUGUUAUCUGAACGUAGCGACAUCUACUGUCAUUCAGAGCCGUGUAAAGUGCGGUGAAACACGCAUGACCCUAAGAGCUGACGAGGUCUAUUGCCGGAUUAUCUUCUUAGCUUCGAAUACCAUGACCAUGUCAGGAAAAAGAAUAGGCCAUUUGGACCCCCCCAUCUGCAUUCGGUGGACGCCCAGAAGUUUCACCGCAUGGGAACCCGGUCAGCUUGCUUUGAUUUAGUCAACUGACAAGAAGUUCAUAUAGGCCAUAUGUACUCAUUAACCCGAGUUCCCGCUAUUUUGCCACCCCUUCCACGCAGGCUUCAAGAUUGUGGGAGUCCAGCGGAUCCAUUGCUGGACGGACGAUGAGCAGUGAUGCAUGUUUUUGGACGCUUCAGGCGUCCUAUGCUGCACCUUGUAUUUCUCUUCGGAUGCCACGAAUGGCGGCUUUCGGCCGUGCUAAUCACGGUUUCUUUAUUGUAUCUUCUCAUCAUUUGUGUCCGAAUUAUCGUGUCUUACCACUUACGAACGCCCAUACAGUUCUUAGCUCAACAUCGGUGUCAAGCAAAGCGUUCACCCAAGUCCCUUCUUCCUCCGCCAGUCAAACUUUCAUCACGACUGGACCACUUCCUGCGGCACCCACGUCCAGUUCUUCCUCAGUCUUUGUAGACACGUCCAUUACUCCCGCAAAUCAGACUGCAGUGAUCAGCGCUGCACCAGCUUCGACCUCUUCUUUGUCCCUGUCUCUGUCUCCGAGCAGUGUAACUAGUGCUGUCUCAUCGAACGCGGCUUCUACAGUGUCCUCUGCUACCUUUUCGCAGAGCCAAUCGACGCAGCUAGGUGUGCCCACUGACAGUGCACCUGCUGUGUCGAUUUCGGUUUCAUCGUCUGGGUCUAUUAUUUCGCUUUCAGCCAAUCCUUCUCCUGCGAAGUCCCUCUCAUCCAUUUCAUCUCGCUUGUCGUCGGCUUCUGCGUCCUUCGGACACGCUAUAGAAUCGGCUAGCCCUACGAGCAAGAUAUCUGGACAAACAGUCACACCCAGCACCUCUGAGAUGGCUGCCACUUCUGCACCUUUACUUUCAUCGUCAAGUCCUGUCGUUACCGAAAAAAAUCCGAGUACACCCGAAUCUCAGCCAGCGGCUCCAGAGUCAACUCCAUCCGCGAGUCCGUCUAAGGGAUCUUCGCCGUCGUCUGUCCCUUCACAACCAGCCUCAUCGCCAUCGCAGCCAGCACCGUCACCGUCCAAGCCAAGUGCUGAGCCCUCCACACCAGCAUCUUCUCCUAGCUCGCCGACGUCGGCUCCUGCAAAGCCAUCUUCACCACCUCCUUCGUCUCAGGCACCUUCUCGGCCGACUGAUGUCGUAACUCCCUCGGUCACGCCGAGUGGUCAACCUCAGCAGUCGCCAGGUUCUGUUGGACCUUCCCCAACUGUAGGACAAUCGCAGGCGACUGCGAAGAAUUCUGCGGUUAGUCCGGAUCAUUCACCCCCCUCUUCACAAAUAAACAGAAGCCCGGUGGCGCUCAGUGUAUCAGUCGCUUCAAUUGAGGUCGUUCAGUCUUCUGCCCAUCCUGCAAAAGCGGCCGGGACUUCUGUUCCUCUCACUAGGGGAAGUGCUGUGCCUUCACUGACGCCUGUUGUUCAGACACCUGUUCCUGUUCCUGCUCCUGCUGACGAGUCGGCUGUAUCGUCACAGGCCGCAGUUUCGCCUGACGUUCAUCCUUCUGAUGUGUCAUCUGUGUCAGUAAUUUCAGGAUUCUCAUCUUUUCGCGGACAGGCAAAUGCCCAGACAGCCACUACCACAAGUACGAUCACCGAUGUACCAGAGACCACCCUUACAUCACCCGUAUUUGUGACUACCACGGAUUCGAACGGACACAUCUCAUUGUCGGAACCGCCAGUGUUUGCUAGCAUAGCAGUGUCAACUCUACCUGACGGACAGUUGGUUAGCGUUACUCAUGUCAUCGCCAAUCCAACCGGGGUUUGGGGGAUCAACGACAAUUCCGCUGUCUCACAUGGUUUCUUCGCCAAUACCGGAGCUGUCGCUGGCGUCUUCCUAGUAGUAGGCAUUGUUGUUGCCUUACUCAUUGCUCUUGGCUGCUACGUUGUGCGCAAGAAACGUCGCCGCCAGAGAAUUCGUCACAGCAUAUCUCGACCUCUGCCAUAUCCAGAUAAUCCGUUCGAAGAUCCUCGCGAAACACCCUCACCCACACAAUUGCGUUUUGCACCUGAUAUCUCUCAUCGCAACCUGAUAGGCUCAGGUCUCGGUCUCAUAACUGCUCGACCGCGCAACCUCCUAGACGAUGAAGUUGACGACGAUACCAAUAACCACACGACGAUCUACAGCAGUCCUCAGCAUAAUAUGCCUCAGGCCGCGCAACAAGUUACGAGUAGGGAUUUAGCAGGUAUUGGUGCAGGAGUCAGCAAUUUAGGCAAGCCGGAUUAUAAUGGGCCUUUCAGUGACUAUCACAACCACCGACCAACUCACCAAUCUAAGCCAAGUGUACAAUCGGAGGUUGGCCUUGCGAUUACCACUGAGCAAACUCGUAUUGCAGAUGAUGCUCAAAUUUCCUUCCCCAUGCCUAUCUAUGUUCGACCACCAUCUGCACAAUCUAGCCCAUCUAUCUAUCCUGCUUCUUUACCCCCUGUCCCCACCGAAGAAGCAGAACAUGGACAUGAGGCACAACCUUCUGAUCCUACUACCCCGCCGCCUCCGCCGGAGCGACGUCGUCCUCUUUUGACUCUCCAGAAACCAGACCUGUCUGCAAACGCACCUAUUCUUCCGCCGCGUAAUCCGCUCCGCACGAGCCAACACGAAGCUUCCAAACUUCUCGCUCGCACGCAAGUCACGUCGUCAGGGACGCAGUUUUCUCAGCUUGGUUUUGGAGGUUAUGAACUUCCGUUGACUCCUCCUGCGUCUACCACGUCGUCGGAUGCACAUGGGGAUGGGCGGCCACGGACGAUAUCGAGUGAGAUAAAGAAUCCGUUUAGUGAUGUUAACGACGUCGAUGGGACUGUCAAGACUCAGGCACUACAAGGAUCGCCGGUGCGGGAUAACUUCUUCACAAGGCGAAAGGUGCUCGAGCAGUCGAAAGUCCGGCCGAGUAAUAGCAUAGAGUGGAAGCAUUAGGUUACACUUCUGUUUCUUGAGAGAGGCUAUGUACUGUAAUAUUCACAUUGUAACAAUAGUCAGUUACCCAUGUCUCCCUAUUCAUCGACACCCUCUACGCUCGAUAGCCGUCCAAGAGAUAGGCUACCCCACCUGUUGGUCUGUCAUCGGGUAGAAGUAAAGGCUCAUCGGUUCUUAGCCUUCCGCUCACAGCCCGUUUAAUGGUGCCUUCCCACUGUUGGAACCACUCUCCUUCUCUCAACCCUAUCAGCGUCAUGCCCGGUGCGUGCCUAGCAUCUGAAGCCACAGCUCCGUUUGUUCCCCAGGAUGGGCCAGUAUAAGGUGGGAGGGUAUCGGAGUUGUCAUCGGUACUGGCAGGCUGCCAACGUUUGAGAGCAUAUGCACCACCGCAGACCUCCCAUUUUCCGCCACCUAGGAAACGCUUGUACAGCCAGAUGAAGAUAUAUAUAAGUGUAAUCCAUAGUAGGAACUUGAGCCAUU
Messenger RNA from Somion occarium, 3712 nucleotides. NCBI's taxonomy places the organism in Eukaryota, Fungi, Basidiomycota, Agaricomycetes, Polyporales, Cerrenaceae. The record is from the annotation of a GenBank genome assembly.